Pipra filicauda (Wire-tailed manakin) is the source of this 5550-nucleotide messenger RNA. Its product is annotated as claudin-15-like. Gene Ontology annotation, cellular component: plasma membrane; bicellular tight junction. The record is from RefSeq and is a predicted model, not a curated record. Gene Ontology annotation, biological process: cell adhesion; bicellular tight junction assembly. Gene Ontology annotation, molecular function: structural molecule activity. Bases 3744 to 4421 code for a protein of 225 amino acids. NCBI's taxonomy places the organism in Eukaryota, Metazoa, Chordata, Aves, Passeriformes, Pipridae. The transcript has 5 exons.
UGCCAUCAACGAGGACUCCCAGGUCCCUUUCCUGGCACUGCUUUCCAGCAUCUCAUUCCCCAGUCUGUCUUCAGGCACCCAGAUUGUCCCAUCCCGGGUGCAGAAUUUGACACUUUCCCUUGUUUAACUUCAUACGGUUGAUGAUUGCCCAGCUCUGUAAUUUAUCAAGGUCUCUCUGCAGGGCUGAGUUAAUGUAUACUGUUCUCUAGAAGCCUUAUGGAAUAGGCAGACCCUGCCUCCUCCUAGCCUGGGGCUCUGCCUGCAGCAGCCCAGGAGGUAGGGAGGAGGCUGGGGCUGCUGCCUCGGCCCUGCCUUGCUCUGUAUGUGGUUCCACACGAUCUCACCACACCUCACCACCUUCCCUCACCUGGCUCCUCCACCCUGCCUUACCUUGCCUCCCCACUGGGCUGCUCCAGCAAAGGGUUGCGUGAGGCUGAUCAGGUGCAAGACAGCUGCUCCCACCCCACAGCCUUCUCCCAGGCUCUUCCCUGUAUCUGUAUCAACAAUAAUGUACCCAGCAGUACUAGAGAAGUGAUCAUCCCCCUGUGCUCAGCAUUGGCGAGCCUGUACCUCAAGUACUACGUUCAGGUUUUGGCCCAUCACUUUAAAGAGGAGUUUGAGGUGUUGGAGUGGGUCCACCAAAGGGCAACAAGGCUCGUGAAAGAUCUAGAAAACUUGUAUUAUGAGGAACGGCUUAAGGGAGCUGGGUUGGUUUAGUCUUGAGAAGAGGGGGUGCAGGUGUGACCUCAUUGCUCUCUACGACCACCUGAGAGGAGGUUGCAGUGCGACAGGACCCAUCUUUUCUGCCGCACCUGCAGUGAAGAGGACAAAAACUGAGACAGAGGAGAUUCAGAUUAGAUACUAGAAAAAAAUUUUUCCCCAUUGGGGUGGUCGGGCACUGGAAUUGGUUUCCCAGGGAGGUGGUGGAGUCACCCCUGGAGGUGCUCAAGAGGAGUCUGCAUCUGGCACUGGGCGAUGUGGUUUAGUGGUUUAUGGGUUACAGUGGUAGCACUGGGUGGACAGUUGGACUGGAGGAUCUUAAAGGUCUCUUCCAACCUUGAUGAUUCUAUAAUCCUGUGAUUCCCCAUGCAUGCUUGAGCAGGUGCCCCAGGUGCCUUGUGGUUCCCUUGCUGCUGGCUGGGGCUCCUGCUCUCUGGCACUCUGCUGCUGUUCCUGGCACCAUCUCCAUGCCUGCUGAGCUCCACAGGGCUGGAAAGGUGUGUUGGCAGGGAGCAGUCUCCUGUCCACACCGACACCCUCCUGAAAUUAAAUGAGAAAAGAGAACAGGUUUCUGCUUUGCAAAUAACUUGUAGGUUUCCAGAAGCUAUGUGUGCCUUCCUGGUUAUCUGUGUUGCCAUAGAGAUACCCAUGGGACAACCAAGCGCUGUACACGCCAGUCACGCCUGGGCCACCAGAGACCAGAGGGCAGAGCCUCCAAAAUCAAGCAGCUGAAUAAACAGUGGUUUAUCUCAAGCUUGUAUGGAGAGGGCGAGAGGCAGCAGUCACGUAUUGCAGCAGGAAAAGUUCCCCGUGGGUGUGAGGAACAUGCUCCACGGGAGAGCAGCUGUGCAGUUUCCAGCCCCGGAGGCCCCUCCAUUGGCUGGAAAAGCUUGGGUGACCUGAUCCAACACUGAGGCUGUGCUUUAGCAGAAGAUUGGCAUCAGCAUGGCCCCUUCCAGCCCAAGUUAUUCUAUAGUUCAUUGUGUGAAGGGAAAGUUAAUAGCGAUGUGAAAGUGAUCUGCAUCUUGUAAUUGCAAGUGGUUAUGAGCCUGAUUAGGUUCUUAAAAAGUUAUGACAACUUCAGGAGCAAAGUCAUGAAGUCAAAUUCUUUUUAAGUGGGGAGGAAACGAAUUAACAUUGCUCCGCCUUUUUUUUCUUUUCCUAUGUAGUAGUGAAAGAGUUUGCCUUCUCAACUUAAGGUCAGACUCUGACCAGAGAAAACCUUUGUGAGCUGUGGUGGGAAACUGCUCUAAGUGGUUUAGUACUGUAUUCAGUUCUGCAUUUUAUCUCUUUCUGAUUAUGCUGGUGGCCAUGGGUCAGCCUCAGAAUUUGCUUGAACUAAGGAGUGAUCAGCAGGUUCAAAGCUAUAUAGUGCUGGUGUUAGAAAUGUAUAUAUACAUAUGCAAAUGAAAUCAGUGUUGUAACCAUUGUUUUUCUCUGUUUUUGAUGUAAAAAAAUGAAAAAGAAGUAAAAGAAUUUUUUAACUUUUCAGUUUCAACACUUCUACCACUCAUUUUUGCUUCCAAAAAUGACCACCUUAUCAGAAGUAAAUUGUUUGUUUAAGUGACUUAGAUAUUUUUCUUUGUUAACCCUUCCUGCCUGAUGUUCAGACCACAUGCAUUUUCACUGUUUUUAAUGUUAAGAUGAUGUUUUUGCUCCCCCAGGGCUUAUUUUUAUCACAUUACGGCUCUUAGUUAUAUAUAGCCUAUAUGUGCACUUUGUGAGGGAUGAUGCUCUGGACUUUGUGUAUUUAUUUGGUUUUGGUUUAUAGUCAUUCUCCUUUGGACAGUUGCAAAGCAUAUUUGCUAUCAGUGGUGCCAUCACCUCGCACCUAUAAACAUGACAGCGCAUGACAGCUGGUACAAUCAAGUCCUGAAGGGUUGGGUGUCCGUAGUACAGGUUGAAAGAGGAUGGAUGUGGUGUCAGAAUAAAUUGUUAGCUGGAUAGUCCUAUGGGGUUUGUGUGGUAGCAGCAGGGUCAGGAAGGGGUGAGUGAGAGUGGCAUCUUGGGGCAGAGGAAGGCAAAGAGAGGAGGAAGAACAGCAGCAAAGUGGUUGCAGAGCUGUCCCAGGCAGCCAGACCUCCUUUGGCCGGGAGGUCUGUCCUGUCAGGGUGCAUGGCUGCAACCACAAACAGUUUCAUUUGUUAAUGUGAACCAGUGGAAAGGUAGCUGUCUGCAUAUUUCUUCAUGGUGUGGGCUGCAACCUAAAACAAAUGCAGAAAAAAUUUCAAGUGAAACAACUACUGUGAAAGUUGUGGUAAUAUAUUUCUGUAGUGCUUUGUGGUCUGAUGGUGUGUGGCACUGACAAAGCAAAUUAUAUGCCAGUGGGUGCCAGGUUAAUCUGAGCAUCUUUGGUACUAACUUAGGUGAUUUUGCUCUAAUUUUCCCUUUUGCUGACACUUCGCUGUAGCGAAAAGCCAUGCCAGAGCUUUGUGCAAGUCAGGCAGAGCUUUGGCCCUGGGUCCUUGAUUUUUAGAAUGGGAGCAAAGGUCCUAAAGAGUAUGAAACUUCCAGUUGGUUGAUCAAAUUGGUCCUCACAAAGUGCUGACACCAGUGCCUCAUAGGAAGGUAGAUGAAACGGGCAGACCAUAGAUGUGAGUAUCAAAAUUUAUCUUGCUUUAAAUUUGUAUCGAUUGGUAUUGUAAUUGGGAGAUGCAUAAUUGCAGUUGAUUGUCCUAAUUUUAAAAGAAUUUUGAGUUAGCAAACAAGUAAAGAACGGAUGAAACAUUGCAAAUUUAAAGUAGAGAAUUCCUCAGUCAGAUCCUCUGGUUUUGCUCUGUUGGUACUUUUUUGUGGUAAACAUGUGCAGUAAUAAAUGUUUUCCAAAAAAAUAUACUCAAUGUCAUAGAAUAUUUAAGUAUUCCAAUUAUUUGAUGAGAUUUAGAUUCCACUUCUACAGUUCCCUGUAGGUAACUCCUUAUGUAAAGGUAACUCCAUUUACUCUGUGGGUAUAAACUGUUUCAACAGGUUUCUAAUAUCAGGAAUCUUGGGAGGUUUCUUUGAAGACAUCUUCUGCUGGAAGAAUGGCAUCAUCUUCUCUACAGAUCUGUGCAUUGCUGCUGGCUUUAGCAGGAUUCACCACUUUACUUGUUACUACCAUGUCCAACAGAUGGAAAGUUUUGGACACUGCGACAGAGCUGGUCACUGCAGACUGGGUUUCUGAAGGUCUUUGGAUGGACUGUGCAGCAACUGCUCUUGGAUCAGUAGAGUGCAAGAAAUUUCUGUACAUGUUGAGUUCAGACACUCAUAUUCAGGCAUGCCGUGCCUUGAUGAUUACUUCCAUCCUUCUGGGAUUCCUAGCUACAGUAGUCUCACUGCUUGGUUUGAAGUGCACAAACAUUGGGUUGAGCGAUGAGGAUGGAAAAAUGAAGUUUGCUGUCACAGGAGGAUUUCUUUUCAUUUUAGGAGGUCUCUGCUCCAUGGUGGCUGUUUCUUGGUAUGCUGCAAUCAUUACUGCUCAGUUUUUUGACCCACUGUAUGCUGGAACCAAGUAUGAACUGGGAGAAGCUCUAUACUUAGGCUGGACCGGUUCUAUUCUUUAUAUCCUUGGUGGGAUCUUACUGACCUGUUCAUGCAAAGGGAAGGAAAAACAGAAUUACAGAAUCAGCAAAUAUGGAUAUUCAGCAGGCCAGGCAGCUCCUCAGCCACACAUGUAUUCCAGGAACACUGAGACGAUCGUAAGCAACAAGGAGUAUGUCUAAACUUCCAUUUUGCAUCGCCUGUAACAUUAGUAGGUUAUGAACUCAAAUAAAGAAGUGAACUACUUCCAGGGUUCCGGUUCCAAGUUGCAAUCUUAUCCCUUAAUUCGGAGCAGUACAGGAGGAGGAGUGCUUUCCAAUGUAAAUAGGAAUGGUUUUCAGAUGUAAAUAGCUUUCUACAGAAGAUGUGAAGUGAAAUCCUGCCACAAGAAGGUUUUCUUCGUGCUGACAAGGCUGGUAAAAUUUAACCAGAGCGCAGUAUGUGCUGACACUUGAGAGCAACAGUUUCCAUUUCAGCUGACUCAAACAUGUGGAACUGAUAGCUGUGUUUGACUGCGAGUUCAUGUGCCUCACAGUUAAAAACGUAUUGUGUUUUCAUUAAUGCUUAGCUUCCUACUUUUGUUUAGCAGCUUUAGCUUUUUGACAGGAAAUAAACUUUAUUCCAUGGAUUGACUGGAACAGAUUUUUUGAUGAGUGGUAUCUUGGCAAUUAAUAAGGAUCUGAUGUAUUACUGCAAUUCUUAUUAUGUAUGAUAGUCAAGGUUUAUAAAAGCCACAAUAAAUUCUCCAGCAACCACUCACCUUCAAAUCUGCAGAUGUGCAACAAAUUUCAUGGUUGUAAUGCAGAUACCAAAAAUAAAUGAUAUGGAAUGAACCGAACACAGCUGGGAGUGGAGAAAGCAUCUGGUGUGAAAACGCCUCGUGGUAACUAAGAAAACAACAGCCUGAAUUUUUUAUUUUUAUUUCUAUGUUCUCAGCUUUUAAAAUAAUCCUAUUUUAACUUUGAGCAAUCUUUAACUUUGGGAACUUCUACUGCAUCUGAGUUGUCUAAUUCGUGUAAUUCCCCAGAGGCUCUAUUCUCUGUCAUUGUUCCAUCAUUAGAAUUUCUGCCUUAAACUACUCCACUGCUGGGAGCAUACGUUUGCCUUGUGUGAGCACUCAGACAGAUGGUGAUAAGCUAAUUUUAUUUUAUAUUUAUGCUUUAAGCAACAUGAAAUGGAAUUUCACCCUGCAGGUUCAUAGGUUUCAUAACUUGUCCCUUUUAUAUUACAGAUGUAUUCACACAGUUUGACAAAAUACCUUGGUGUUUAUCUCUAGUUCUAAUGUCUUACAAUAAACAUAUAAUAGUCUGA